Bufo gargarizans (Asiatic toad) is the source of this 1032-nucleotide messenger RNA. RefSeq names its product ADP ribosylation factor like GTPase 10 (gene ARL10). NCBI's taxonomy places the organism in Eukaryota, Metazoa, Chordata, Amphibia, Anura, Bufonidae. The record is from RefSeq and is a predicted model, not a curated record. The transcript has 4 exons. The coding region runs from base 53 to 784 and encodes 243 amino acids. Gene Ontology annotation, molecular function: GTP binding; GTPase activity.
CGUCACGGCCGGCAGGGAUACCGGCGGAUCAGCUGCCGCUGCUCGCAGAUACAUGGCUGCUCUCAGGAACCUGUCAAUGGUGAUCGGGGCGGCUGUGGCGGCGCUGGGGUCGGUGCUGUUCAUCGCUUGGAACCGUUAUGUGCCCGGCAGGAGGAAGUGGCGGCGGACGGGCUGUGAGCUGGAGUAUCGGACGAUGUGUGAUCAGCAGAUCUAUUUGGACCGGCAGAUUUUAGUGCUGGGGUUGGAUGGAGCAGGUAAAAGUAGUAUAAUCCAUGCUUUAAGCACCAACACCACCAGGUCCAGAUCGGCACCGACCCAUGGGUUUAAUACAGCCCAGAUUCUCAGCCAGGGACUCAGGAUUGAACUGUUGGAGGUGGGAGGCAGUCAGAACCUCCGGACAUACUGGAACCAGUAUCUUAAGAAGGCCCAUAUUAUGGUCUUUGUUGUGGAUUCCACAGAUGACAUACGCCUGCAGUUAGCAAGACAUGAAUUACAUAGACUUUUAGAAGAGGCACCGCUCCUGCCCCUUGUGGUGCUGGCAAAUAAACAGGAUUGCAAGUCUGCUCUUAUCACAUCAGACAUUUACUCAGAGCUAUCAUUGCACAGAAUCCAGGGGGUAAGAGAAGUGACACUGCUGGGGACUAGCGCUGUGUAUGAUGGGUAUGGAAGCAGCACCUCGUUACAGACUGUGAGAUCAAUGUUGGAGAAAAGGUUGCACAAAAUAAAGGAAUCUGAAGAAACUACAAACAAUCUCCAAAGCAACCACCAUAGGACAUCUCUGUAAAAAGUGCCUAAUGGACACAGCCUGGAAUGUGGCUCCACUGAAGGAUAACUUGAGCAACUGAGCAACUCCAUCUGUGUGGUGGAGAGGAAGGAUCUUGGUCAGGACUGACCAGCAGCUGCCAUGUGUAACAUUUGGAUGUCAGAAGGCACAUAACUGGGGCAGGUCCUCAUUACACCCUGUGGCCUUUUGGAAGGCUUCUGCUGAUUGAAACAUAAUUUAUUUUAUAAAGACUCUUUUCUAAUAAGGAA